UUCAAUUAAGUAGUUUUGUGGGUGAAUCGAAAUAUCCAGUUUUGUUUUAAGAAAACAAAAAUCAAAACCAACUGAAAACAAUAUGAUAUCUUCUGUACUUAUUUUGUUUUUUCUUUUUCUAAAAAUAAAAAAAUACGUGGUAGGAUUGAAGAUACUUCGUAAUAAAUUUUUAGGGUUUACGGAGAAGGCGAAGCCGCGAAGGAAGGCAAGAGGAAAUACAUAAAUCAAUUUGGUAGCAAGUUCCGCAACUUGCAAGUUCAGAUUUAGGUUGAAUGUACCAAUGGUUAAACACAAAUUUGCAAUGGAUAGGCACUCCAUUCUCCACCUAUAAAUACAUUUGCUUGUGGUUGCAAACCACACCACAAACCAGCAUUUCACAAGCAUGUCAUUGCUACUUCUACAAACCAUGGCAGGUUCGUCAACCCAAACAGGGAUGUGGUCUUUGAUCAGAUAUAUUGACCAUACCAAGUCCACUUGGGCAUUGAGAGUUAGAGUUGUGAGAGUGUAUGAGGUGCCUCCCCAUGCCCGGGGUGGAGAGACUCUUGAAAUGGUGUUGCACGAUGCGUAGGGAGAUCGUAUUCACACAGUUAUUAAGAGGCCACAGCUGUUAAUGUACAAGUCAAUAAUCAAAGAACAUAAAGUGUACGCACUGCGUAACUUUUUGGUCCUUGGCAACUACCAGACUGUGAAAACCACUUCUCAUCCCUAUUUAAUCCAGUUCAUAAGCAAAACUGCAUUCAGGAAAGACAAUAGGACUGAGUUGCCAAUGAGUUUGUAUGAUUUUCAACCUUUUGAGAUGCUUCAGGCCCAAAGGGUGACCAAUGACAAAAAUCUCAUUGCAGAUACAAUGAGUAGACCGGAAUACGUGUGGGAAAAAUGUUGGACAUUUAUGUCAGAUGACAUUCUACAUAUCCAAAGAAGAGCUUUAAUGCAUCCAGAUUUGAAGUUGACCGAAAUUGAGAUUAAGAAUUCUGCAUUGACUGAAAUAGAAAUGAUGUUGAGGAGAAUUGUAUGAUCAUGUUGCCCUACGUGAAGAGCAUGACAAAUGCAUGCAGAGUCUCAAUGAUCAACAACGUCAGGUGUACACAACCAUUAUGCAAUCUAUUGAAGAAAAUAAAGGUGGGGUAUUCUUUGUAUAUGGUUAUGGAGGUACGAGGAAAACGUUUGUGUGGAAGACGUUAUCAGCUGCUUUGAGAUCCAAAGGAGAAAUUGUUUUAAAUGUUGCUUCCAGUGGCAUAACAGCUUUACUAUUGCCGGGUGGUAGGACUGCUCAUUCGCGCUUUGCAAUACCAAUUAACCCGAAUGAAAACUCCACAUGCAACAUUAAACAAGGAAGUCAGAUAGCUCAAUUGAUAAUUCGGUGCAAACUGAUCGUAUGGGAUGAGGCGUCGAUGAUGCACAAGUAUUGCUUUGAAGCCUUAGAUAGAAGUUUGUGGGGCAUCUUGAGAUUCACUAAUUCGUGCAGUGCUGAAAAGCCCUUUGGAGGGAAAACUGUGGUAUUCAGGGGAGACUUUAGACAAAUUUUACCAGUCAUUACAAAAGGUACUAGACAAGACAUUGUGAAUGCGACGAUUAAUUCUUCACAUCUUUGGCAUGAAUGCAUGGUAUUACGUUUGACGAAGAACAUGAGGUUGCAAUCAUUGACAGAUGAUCGUGAAUAUGAGGAUUUGGUAGAGUUUGCAAAGUGGAUUGCGAGUUUAGGAGAUGGGAUUGUGGGGGAAGAUAAUGACGGUUUUGCCAAUGUCAAAAUUCCAAGUGAUCGUUUGUUAGAGUGUGGAGGCGACCCCAUUGCCACUAUUGUCCAAAGUACCUACCCAAACUUUGAAAAUGUCGUGAAUGACCCGACUUACUUGCAAGAGCAUGCAAUUCUCGCUCCAACCCUUGAUGUUGUCGAUGCAAUAAAUGAAUACAUGACUUCUUUGAAUGUUAAUGAAGAGUCAAGGACAUAUUUAAGUUCAGAUAGCAUUUGCAAGUCAAACUCCAAUGUUGAUUUUCUGGCUGAUUUGCACACUCCAGAAUUUCUCAAUAAAAUACGUGCAUCUCGAGUUCCAAACCAUGAGUUAACCCUAAAGGUUGGUACCCCAAUAAUGCUUUUAAGGAAUAUUGAUCCUUCAAUGGGGCUUUGCAAUGGAACAAGGUUAAUUGUUACACGACUUGGGAAUCACAUCCUAGGGGCAAAAAUUUUGGGCGGAAAAUAUGUCGGGCAUGAAGUUGUCAUUCCCAGGUUAAGCUUAACUCCUUCAGAUUCAAGAAUACCGUUCAAGUUUCAGAGAAGACAAUUUCCAGUCAUGACCUCUUACGCGAUGACUAUAAAUAAGAGUGAAGGACAAUCUUUGUCUCACGUUGGACUAUUAUUGAAAAAGUCAGUCUUCACGCAUGGUCAACUUUAUGGUGCAGUGUCAAGAGUAACAAAUCCUAAGGGUUUGAAGAUAUUGAUCUGCGAUGAAGAUGGACAACCAACUGACCAUACCACCAAUGUAGUUUAUAAGGAAGUUUUUCGCGAUGUCUAAGUUAUCACACUGCAGAUAUUGAUCUGCGGUGAAUAUAAAGAGACAUGCUAUUUUAUAACAUUUCGUUAUUUCUACUUAAUCCAAAACAAACGUACUACCUAUCUCUCAGUUGUCAGUAUCCGAUCUUUACUUAUAAUUUAUUAUGCAUGUUACGUCUAUGACAAUUUGCAUUCAUUUCACACGACCAAGUAAUAUUUACAAAUAAUAUCAUAUCGCUAUUACAUUUAAAUAUCCCGUGCAUCGCGCGGGUGCGAAUCUAGUCAACACAAUCCACAUGAUCGCCUCUUUUGAAUAAAGGAAAAGAGAAGAAAACAUAGAGAGGGAAAAUUAGCUUGAAAGCUAAGUAAAUUCAACCCCGUAAAAUAUUUGGGUAUUGAAAAUGAUUUUCAUGUAUAGAAAAUCAUAGAGAUCGAUACAUAACUGAUAUAGCAUACGAUAAAAAUAUCAUUUCACUUAAAAAUCAUUUGUGUGUUUAUCAACCCAAUCUUAUGGUAUUUUUUUAAUAGAUGGGCGGGGUUAAUGAUUCCUCUAACCCAACGAGUCGUCGUCAAUUACGAACCUCGAACGGAAUACUGAAUCUCAUCCAAACUCAAAUAUGUGGAAACUGAACUUCGACCUUAAGUGUAUACUUCACCAAAAGAGAUUCCAAACUCCUAGAGUAGUAGGAAGUUCAAGUGACCAGAAUUUUUCUAUCAACCACUCAAAAGGGAACAUUUGUCUUAUGUAGUUAGAAACUGUAAUCACCUAAAGCGGCGUCGCUCUCAAUUUUUCAAAACUCAAUAUAAUGAAUUCAGCUCCAAUAACUGUUUAACCCAAAGACAAAGAUAAUGGCAACACUAGACUGCGACACCUUGUGUUAUUUCAAGGGUCCAAAUCAAUAUUCUCUGAAAACAUAAUUAGUUUCUCAAAAAGGAUUUUUCAUAACUAAUCCCCCAAAAUAAUAUUUGUUGGGUCUAAUAUAUCCCAAAAUUCAUACUUGAUCCCACUCUCCAUAAUUUCAAGAAAUACAUCUAUUCGUAUAAUUCUUAUAAAUCAGUCAAAAACAAUUAUAUAAAAAAAAAUUAUAUAAUUUCAUAAAAUCAUCUAAAAAUGAGAUUUCAUCCUAUCUUAAUUUCACAAUAUUCAUGUAAUCAAAUAAGUUUAUAGAAAGCAUUUAAAAUAGAUAAACAUAUACGUAACACUUGAUAUUAAUUUAAAAGGAUUAAUAGUACUACUCAUACAAACAAGGUGCAUCUCCUUUUAAGGGAGCUCAUUAGUCAAGAACUCCAAAAUCAAGCGUGUUUGCAUGGGUGUAACCUUGCGAUGGGUGACCCCCUGUGAAGUUUCUUAGGGCGCGCAUGAGUGAGGACUGAGGACGAAGUGCGCGUUAAAGGUUUGUGGUGGUUUGUGAGUACAGUACUAGAGGUCAGAAGUAACCACCUCAGGGCCUGCGGGGCCGGGGUGUUAUAGGUGGUAUUAGCGCAACCCCGCGACAGUGUGCUGAUCCGUUGGAUAAUAGGUGGGCACUUAGCAAGGGAAUAUUCUGGGAUAUGAUUGAGAUUGAAUUGGCUUAUGGGCGCAACAAGGACAUUACGAUCCUAAGUGGGGGUGAUUGUAACACUUGAGAUAAAUUUAAAAGGAUUAAUAGUACUACCCAUACCAACAAGGUGUACCUCCGUUUAAGUUUAAGGGAGCUCAUCAGUUAAAAACUCAAAAGUUAAGCGUGCUUGCACGGAGUAGCCUUGGAAUGGGUGACCCCCUGAAAGUUUCAGAGGACGCGCACGAGUGAGGACAAAGUGCGCGGAAGAGGCUAUUGCCGAUUUGUGAGGACAGUAAUUAAUAGAGGCCUGGAGGGUGUGUAGGAGUAACUACCUCGGGCCAUACGGGGCGGAGCGUUACAAUAUAUAAGUGGGAAAAUAGUAAUUUUAGUUGAAGUUGUACUUACAUCGACAACUAGUUUAUUCUACCACGUAACCUUGAUUCUUUUUGAGAAUCAGUACCUACUCAAUAAUUCUUGGUCUCCACAAUCAAUCAAAUUUAAUUUAAUAAAUUUGAUUAACGGGAUAAUAAUUUGAUAGAGUAUAUCUAGAGAGAAGUGAGAGCUAGAGAGAGAAGUGCAAUAAUAUGCUUCAAUAGAAUGAAUUUUUCUCCCCUAUAACUACUCCCAAGGGGAGUAUUUAUAGAGAAAAUACGGGCUGGGCUCCCAAGCCUUGGGCUUGGGAGGCCCAUUUACAUCUGGACCGCUACCGGGCCGAAUACAAAGCCACUAAUGGGCUGUUCAAAUGAGUAAGUGUAAAACCCUGUUCUGUGAGGUCUUCGUGGCCGACGAGGGCGUGGCCGACGAGGGCACGGCCGACGAGGGCGCGGCCGACGAGGGCACCCGGGUUCCUUGGACUCAGGACCAUAUUCUGAGUUGGCACCUUCUCGGCCGACGGGGGUCCCUUGGCCGACGAGGGCACCACUCAGUGUCUUGUGCUUUCUGUUCUUCUGAGUAUGUGGGUCCGGGGGCUCAGACCCAUAUACUCCAUCAGGAGUCCCCCACUCUCUAAGCUGAGACGUAGACGAAGUGAAGGAGAGUAGAUUCUCGUGCUUUGGUGCUUUUGGCCGAUGCGGGCACUCCUAGGUCGUUAACUAUUGCGGUGUUGGCGCUGUCUUCAUUUCGGUGAUCUUGUUCCGGGCUUGGCCGUCACCUGCUCCUCGUUGUGGCCGGGGAGGCCGUUGUUUCCUUGGUGUAUUCAUUUGGGGACGAUGAGUGUCCUGCUUCGAUAGUGGCCGUUGAAGGCGCGUUUUCCCUUGGACGUUGGUGGUUGAGAUUUACAAUUGGGCCGAUGAGGCUGUUGAGGUUGAACCUUGCUUUGAGGACGAUGGUGUCCUUUCCUUUGGGUGGCCGGUAAGGGUGCUUGUGCACUCCUUUUGGCCGUCGCUGACUGGCUUUCGUGUCCCUGGCCGAAGAGCCCAUUAUGGUUUACUGUUGGCGGGGGACGAUGAAUGUCCCUGCCUUAGGUGGCCAGUUGGCCAUUGUUGAUGACCUUAUGUGCCGUUGGCCGUCGAGGCACAGUGUGAUACAUGGACGAUGUGGCCAUGCUUUGUGGUUACAUUUGUGUUUGCAUUUUUCCUUUUGUUUUGUUGAGGCCGAUGUAGCCCCCCAGUCCCCCACUGCUUCAGGGCGAAGAGAGUGAGGGGUGAAGGAGUUGCUUGAGUCCCUGGCCGAAGCGACCUCUCCGUAGUCCCCCUGAAUCCAACCCUCAUGGCGAUUUUCUGGCCAAGGUAACCCUGUGGGAGAACCCUUGUGCGCAGAUCGCUUGUAGAGAGUUAUCAUCGAGGGUCGUUACGGAGAGUCGAUGGAUGCAGGUUCUUUGUUCCUUUGGUUCUGUGGCCGUUACCGGUGUUCAUGACGUUCCUGGCCGUUGUUGUCUCCUUGUUGCUGGCCUUUGUGAAGCCGGUAAGCGUAUAGGCCGUUGUGGGUGCUUGCUGGCACUUGUGAAGCCGGCAAGCAUAUAGGCCGUUGUGGGCGCUCAUUGUCAGUGUGAUCCGUAGGCUUUUACUCCGCUGAUACGUUGGUUCACGAGCCCGGCCCAUUUCUGAAGGGGUGGCACCUCAUCGGCUGCUGGGAAGGCGACCGCUGAGGUGGCCAUUGAUAUGGUGCCACGUGUAGUGACCGUUGGAGAUUUGCCUAUAAAUACCCCCCUUCUCCGAAGCGGUUCCUCACUUGCAUUCUUGAGAUAUUGAAGUGCUGCCCAAAUUUCUAGAGAGAGAGAGAGAGUCUUCAAGGUGUUCUUCGAGUUCUUCCAAUCUUCAAGGUUAGUUCUUGACUUGUUCUUCAAUUCCUUUGUAUACUUAGCUUCCCUGAGCCUUGAUCUAGUGUUAGUGGAUAAAACGCCUUAGAUCCGAAGUUAUUCCCCUUAGGCUCGUGGUAGUUGUAAUGAUGAAGAGUUUAGACGAAGAAUACUAUCCGUACGACGACCAGCCCUCUACUAGGUCACUCGACUAUGAGGUGCUUGAGGAGUUCGAGGAAGAGAUAGAACGUUUAAGUCCUUACAAAUCCGGAGAGCCGGUAGACGACGAAGGUGAGGACGAGGAGUCCGCCUCAUCUUCAAAAGGUGGGGACGCAGGUGCGUCCCGAGUGGUGGAUGGGGCGUCCACUUCCGCUGUUAUUCCGUGCCCCAAACCGGUGUCUGCCAUGAAGGGAGCAGACAAGCCGAAGAGAAUAAGGAGGCCGAAGAGUGGGCCGGGCAUCUCCUACCUGGAUCUUACAAACAUUUUCUUGAUCAAGCCGGAGAGCAGUGCGGCUGACUACUUAGUUGCCCAGAUGUACGUGGGGCCGUUCGGGAGGGUUAGGGCGCCCAGGCCGACGGACCAUGUACUCCAUCCGCCACCGGGAUACUUUGGAGUAUACUCGAUGAGUUUCGCCAAGGGGCUGAGGUUUCCCCUUCAUCCCUUCAUCACCGAAUAUUUGGACAUGGUGGGACUCCCUCCGGCCUUGCUGACCCCAAACAGCUACUCGUUGAUGGUGGGGUUCUUGCUCCGCUGUGAGGAGUUGGGCUACAGGCCGACGACGGCUCUGUUCAUGAAUCUUUAUCAGAUCGGCCGAGGAAGCCACAAGAACUGUGCGGCCUAUGCUACUCUCCAACAGCUGCCGAGGAAGAGGAGCUUCAUGGACUUGCCUUCGUCCAUUCAUGGGUGGAAGAGCAAGUUCGUUUUUGUAUCCCUUGGUGAGAAUGGCACUGAGUUUCCCUCUCUCGGCCAAACUGGGAGGUUCAAUUUGCACGACCCGCCGAGGAGUUCUAUCUUGGACGCUCAGGUGGAGGCGUUCCUGGAAGGGGGGCCGAGGAGCGUGAAGGACUACAUCACCGAAUAUAAGAUGACCGCCCUCGACUUCUUCAGAUACUACGUGUAUGGCGACAAGGAGGACGAUGUCCAACUUUGGUCGAGGAUGACCACUACCUUUGAAGAGGCCGACGGCCCGGAUUUGGGCAUUCCUGCUGAGGCUGAUGAUUUUAUCAUGGAUCGCCGUUCAAUCAUGGCCAUAGCCAAGGCCAAGGCGGCCGAGGAGUUGGCUGCAAAGGCGGCCGAGGCGGCCAGACGUGCCGCGGACGAGGGGGGCGGGGCUACUGCUGGUGCGGCCCCGAAGCCUGCCCAGUCCAAGAAGAAGAGGCCUCCCACUGACGGUCAGAAGAAGUUGACCAAGGCUGGCCUGAAUGUCACUAAGAAGACGAAGAGGGCACCGUCUCCUUCCCAUGCCGAUGAGGUCGGUACUCUGACCGUCCCAAGUGUGGACGAUAGUGGUCCCGUUGUGAAUCUUACUACUGCUCCAAGCGAUGCUGCCCAAUCGCUCCCUCUCGUCCAGGAGCCACGGACGAAGAGGGCCGGCAAGGAGAUUGCCGCUGCCACCUACCAGAAGAUGGUGGAAUACCCCGUCGGCGGGGGUGUUUUUUGACGAUGUCGUCCUCGGCCACGAUGUGCUGGCCCAGGCCAUGCCGGCCAAAGAUCGGGCCUACCUCAAGAGGCUCGGAGACGUUAAGGUGUACGAAGGCGGGAUGGACCUCCUCGUCCAAGGUGCCUUCAUGCUCAUGGAGAGCCACAAGAGGCAGCAUCGGGAGAUUGCUCGUCAGAAGGAGCUUGAGCAGAAGGCUGCCUCGGCCGAUGAGGCGGUAGCCUGCUUGGAUCGGCUCCAGGAGGAUGCCAAGGCCUUGCAACAGAGGGCCGACGAGGCAGCUGCAGCCAGGGACGAUGCCCUGGCCAAACUCGAGGAGAGCCAGAGGGCGCUUGAGGCUGAACGGCGCAAAAAUGAUGAAGCCGUGAAGGCAAAAGCUGAGGCCGAGGCUGCCGCUGUGAAGGCCGCUGAUGAGGCCGUUCAGCAGUUCUUGGCCGAGGGGUGGAAGGCCGAUGAGCGGCUCUCCUGGUGUUAUGAAGUGGUGGCCGCGAAGCUUGAAGAUUGGGGAAUGAACUCCCCCGCCGGCCAGAAGUACUUUAGCAGGGAGAUUGCCGUGUACUACAACAUGGGCCAAGAGCGGAUGCAGAGGCUCCUGUGUCGACGGCUAUCGCGUGCUCUCAAAGCCAUGAAUUAUACCUCCGGGUGGGCGAGGCGGAACUUGAAGCUUCCCAAGCUGAUGAAAGAUCCCGAAGAGCAGGCUAAGCUUCCUCUUUCGGAGCGGGAGCCCCCAAUCAAGAGUUCCGGCCUCGGCGAGCCGGAUUACAAUGAGUUUGACUUCCUGGAUGAUGCCACUAGUUCCGCAGCUGCUGUCGUCCAGGAGACUGAGGCCGAUGAGGGAGCCGAAGAUGCCGAAGAGCAAACCCAGGCUGGGCAUCUGAUGUAAUUAAUUGAUCGGCUACUCCCCUCUCCCUAUUUUGUAAUUAGUUCUUAUAUUUUUGCCCAUCCGAUGUAAUGGCCGAAGCGCCCUCCAAUGUAAUUGAUUGUUUAUGAAUGAACCCUUUGUUGUCCU
Molecule: messenger RNA, 8932 nt
Organism: Cuscuta europaea
Lineage: Eukaryota; Viridiplantae; Streptophyta; Magnoliopsida; Solanales; Convolvulaceae
Source: the annotation of a GenBank genome assembly